CUCACCUGAAUAUUUGCAAUGGUGUUUUUCAAUGUACCAAGACUUCUGGACUUUAAGAAUUCUCCGCCACACCUUCAGUUCAACAGGUAUGUUUUGACUGGAUAUCGCCCCGCAUCCACAUGCACAGGAUGUUUAAGAAGUCUCUUUUACCUGCACAAUGAAUCUGGAAAUAUCUACACGCAUGGUGUUCCGUUUGUUUGCUUUCUUUUGCUAUUGCCUCUCAGCAUUCCCUGGUCUGAAGUGGAUGAUCAGUGGCUUUGCUUUGUGCACUACCUAGCCUGCCUCUCUCCCACUGUUGGCUCAGUACUCUAUCACAUCUUCAUGAAUCAUGAAGGCGGAGCUCGAGUCUAUGAUGCCCUGCUCUGCUUCGACAUGUUCGGCGUCUGUCUCGUCAACACUCUGGGUGCUUUGCCAAUCGUGCACAUCACUCUCCUAUGCCAGCCCUGGGCGCGCCAUGCUGCCAUGUUUGGCUACGUGCUCUUCUCUUGCCGUGGUGUCCGUGAGGCGCUAAUUGCUCGGAGUGGUGCUCGACGUCUGCAAUCAUUUGCAUUCCAAGCCUUGUUCCGGGCAUUCCUGUUUUUCCUGCGCUGGUUCAAACUUGGCACUGGAAACCCUAAGUCACUCCAUCUAUAUGUCAUCAUGGACGUGCUGGCUUUGAUGGGUGGUCUGGUCAAUGUGUGGCGUGUUCCUGAGCGAUUCAGUCCGGGCACGUUUGACUACUGGUUAAACAGUCACCAGAUCAUGCAUAUAGCAGUCAUUCUGGCCAUAUUGUACUUGCACUGGGGCACCAUGGAGGAUUUGGCAUGGCUGAAGGGCUAUGAGUGUCCUCAGAAAUGAACGAAAUAAUAUCUAGUAUACUUGCUAGGGUGGGAGCAAUAUUAAAAAAGUACAGGUAACAUAUUUUUGUCUUCAGCACACCAUGUACAAGUGCUUUGCAGUGGCUCAGAGGCCGAAGUUGGAAUAUUAAGACUACCGCCUAAGCUGCAUUCAGAAAUGAGAAGCAGUUUGCUCAUGCCUGAAUAUAAAGUUAGCAUAUAAUGCUGCCUUAUAAGAUCCCUUAAUCUUUCUGUCCAACGUUUCCCACAAUGAAUUAAAAAAUCGUGUCCAAAAAUCCACUGGGUGAGAGAGAAGUUCCUGUAUAAAUUUACAUUGUCAGUAAUAAUUCCAACUCAAGAUUUUAUUUCUUCUGUCUUGGAGA
This is a messenger RNA of Tachysurus fulvidraco (yellow catfish), 1198 nucleotides long. RefSeq names its product progestin and adipoQ receptor family member IVb (gene paqr4b). NCBI's taxonomy places the organism in Eukaryota, Metazoa, Chordata, Actinopteri, Siluriformes, Bagridae. The transcript has 4 exons. Gene Ontology annotation, cellular component: membrane. The record is from RefSeq and is a predicted model, not a curated record. Gene Ontology annotation, molecular function: signaling receptor activity. Bases 19 to 837 code for a protein of 272 amino acids.